AUGGCUGCUAGUUCUGUAAUCAAUAAUCCAUCUGAAGCUUCCCUGAAAAUUUGGGAGGGAUCAGACCAAGAUAUAGAAGAAGAGGAAUGAUAUCCUCAGGUUCCUAAACACACGAACCAGUUUAGAAAUCUGCUGAGGUAUAAUAAAGGAAGAGCUAAUAGAGAUGACUUCCAGGAAGACUCAUGAAUACAUCCGGGUUAUAGACAUAAGAAUUUGAGGUGAAGUAGGGGUGAACUUGACACGCGAGGUUCUAAGCAGCAGAUAAAAAGGAGGCCUAAAAGGAAGCUGAAGGACUUCAAACCUAACACGUAUGAUUCUAAGGCCUGUGCAACGUGGAGAGUACUUCAUCUUAGGGAGAAAGAUAGUAAAUUGCUAAGGAAAGUGCCUUCGAAUGAGAUUCUGAAAGUUUUGCUGAUUUAGUCAGCAUAUAAUAAAA
Molecule: messenger RNA, 436 nt
Organism: Moneuplotes crassus
Lineage: Eukaryota; Ciliophora; Spirotrichea; Euplotida; Euplotidae
Source: the annotation of a GenBank genome assembly